UUCUGGAGGUGUUGUACUGUGUUCUGAUUGAGAGUCCAGAAGUGUUGAAUAUUAUUCAGGAGAAUCACAUUAAAUCAAUUAUCUCUCUCCUGGACAAGCAUGGGCGCAACCACAAGGUUUUGGAUGUGCUGUGCUCCCUGUGUGUUUGCAAUGGCGUGGCUGUGAGAUCUAACCAGAAUCUCAUCACAGAGAACCUACUUCCAGGUCGUGACCUCCUUCUUCAAACCAACAUUAUUAACUAUGUAACCAGCAUGAGACCCAACAUUUUCCUUGGAACUUGUGAAGGAUCCACUCAGUAUAAGAAGUGGUACUUUGAGGUGAUGGUGGAUCACGUGGAGCCGUUCAUUACCCCCCAGGCGUAUCACCUGCGAGUGGGUUGGGCUCUGACGGAGGGCUACAGUCCUUACCCCGGUGGAGGGGAAGGAUGGGGGGGUAACGGGGUCGGCGAUGACCUCUACUCCUACGGCUUUGAUGGGCUUCACCUGUGGUCAGGGCGCGUACCACGGCAUGUUGCUUCUCCUAGCCAACACACUCUGGCAGCAGAGGACGUGGUCAGCUGCUGUUUAGAUCUAAGUGUGCCGAGCAUCUCCUUCCGUAUCAAUGGACACCCUGUGCAGGGAAUGUUUGAGAACUUCAACCUCGACGGCCUCUUCUUUCCAGUUGUCAGCUUUUCUGCAGGCGUUAAGCUACGGUUUCUUCUUGGGGGCCGUCAUGGGGAUUUCAAGUUUCUUCCCCCUCCAGGCUAUGCGCCCUGUUCUGAGGCAGUGCUGCCAAGGGACCGAUUGCGGAUUGAGCCCAUUAAGGAAUAUAAACAUGAUUUUAAUGAUGUUCGCAACCUGCUCGGUCCAACCCAGUCCCUGUCUCACACGGCGUUCACUCCCUGUCCUGUGGACACAAUUCAGAUUGUGCUUCCUCCUCAUUUGGAGCGCAUUCGAGAGAAACUCGCAGAAAACAGUCAUGAGUUAUGGGCCGUUAAUCGCAUUGAACAAGGGUGGACAUUUGGACUGUUUCGUGACGACAACAAGAAGAUGCACCCCUGCCUGGUAGAUUUCCAGAGUUUACCUGAGCCGGAGAAGAACUACAAUUUAGCAAUGUCAGGAGAGACACUGAAGACUCUGCUAGCUCUGGGCUGUCAUGUGGGGAUGGGAGAUGAGAAAGCAGAGGAAAAUCUGAAAAGGACCAAGCUCCCUAAAACCUACAUGCAAAGUAAUGGAUACAAGCCAGCUCCCUUGGAUCUCAAUCACGUCAAACUGACUCCAAAUCAAAACACUCUAGUGGAGAGACUGGCAGAAAAUGGACACAACGUGUGGGCAAGAGACCGGGUUCGACAGGGCUGGACAUACAGUAUUGUGCAGGACAUAUUGAACAAGCGUAAUCCCCGUCUGGUUCCCUACAACCUGCUGGAUGAAAAGACAAAAAAGACCAACAGAGACACAGUUUGUGCAGCAGUUCGCACUCUUAUCGGCUAUGGAUACAACAUAGAACCACCCGAUCAGGAGAGUAGCGGGCAUGGACCGGGCAGCUCCCGUGGCGAUAAAAUAAGAGUGUUCAGAGCCGAGAAAUCUUACGCCGUCACACAGGGGAAGUGGUACUUUGAGUUUGAGGCUGUGACUGUUGGAGAGAUGAGAGUGGGCUGGGCCAGGCCUUGUGUUCGUGCGGAUACUGAACUCGGUGCUGAUGAGUUGGCCUAUGUCUUCAAUGGCUUCAAGGCCCAACGUUGGCAUAUCGGAAACGAGCCAUUUGGCCGCCAGUGGCAGUAUGGUGAUGUGGUGGGCUGUAUGAUCGACCUCACAGAAAUGAACAUCAUGUUCACGCUCAAUGGAGAAAUGCUGAUCAGUGACUCAGGCUCAGAAAUGGCUUUUAAGGACAUUGAGAUAGGGGAAGGUUUCAUACCCGUGUGCAGCCUGGGGCUGUCGCAGGUUGGUAGAAUCAACCUGGGUCAGAAUGUCAGUAGUCUUCGUUACUUUACCAUCUGUGGCCUGCAAGAGGGAUUCGAACCAUUUGCUAUCAACAUGAAGCGAGACAUUACCAUGUGGUUCAGUAAAAGCCUUCCCCAGUUUAUCACUGCUCCUACAGAUCAUCCACAUAUUGAGCUAUCACGUGUUGACGGGACGGUUGACACUCCCCCUUGUCUCAAAGUGACUCACAAGACAUAUGGGUCUCAGAAUGCCAACACGGACUUGCUGUUCUUCAGAGUCAGCAUACCGAUUGAAUUUCACGAGACCUUUAAAGUCCCUGCGGGGACAACGCUCCUAACUCGGGCGCUGACCAUUCCCGAAGACCAGGUUUUAGAGGUCGACCCAAACUCUGACUUUGAAAUACUCAAGAAGUCAGCCACUCGCAAAGAACAGGAAGAUGAUAAGAAGGAGCCCUCCGUGCCUAAAGAGACUCUGGCCAUCAAAAAUGGAGAGAACGAGAAAGAUGCCUCUACUGAGAAAAGCAAGAAGAAAGGAUUCCUUUUUAAGGCAAAGAAGGCUGCAUUAAUAACUCCACCCCCUGUCGUUCCCACUCUGCCUCGCUUAGUGGAAGAUGUCGUACCAGAUGACCGGGAUGACAUGGACAUAAUCCUGAACACCACAACUUAUUAUUACUCAGUGCGAAUAUUCGCAGGACAGGAACCAGGGGGCGUGUGGGUAGGCUGGGUCACACCAGACUAUCACCAGUACGAUCUUCACUUUGACCUCAGCAAAGUGAGAAACGUAACAGUAACUGUUGGGGACGACAGAGGAAACAUUCACGACAGCAUAAAGCGCAGUAAUUGUUACAUGGUGUGGGGAGGAGAGUUUGGCAACUCCCAGCAAACCCGCGUCAGUCAGGAGGACUUUGUGAUUGGCUGCCUCGUUGAUUUGGACACAGGACUCAUGACUUUCACCGCCAACGGAAAAGAGAUAAAUACCUUCUACCAGGUGGAGCCGAACACGAAGCUUUUCCCGGCCGUCUUCGUUCAGCCUUCCAACCAGAAUGUGAUUCAGUUUGAACUCGGCAAGCUCAAGGUAAACGUCCAUGACCUCCUCUGUUACUCACCCUUUAUCCACACUGCGGCUGCACAGAUUAAGAG
Messenger RNA from Poecilia reticulata (guppy), 3058 nucleotides. The record is from RefSeq and is a predicted model, not a curated record. NCBI's taxonomy places the organism in Eukaryota, Metazoa, Chordata, Actinopteri, Cyprinodontiformes, Poeciliidae.